Molecule: messenger RNA, 2556 nt
Organism: Durusdinium trenchii
Lineage: Eukaryota; Dinophyceae; Suessiales; Symbiodiniaceae
Source: the annotation of a GenBank genome assembly
AUGGACCUUGCGACAUGCAGCGGGCCCAUUUAUAUCGGAAAGAGACAAGUCAGACAAGUUGUGUUCACAAGCAACCGAGCUGGCUUUGAGACUCAUGACAAGAUGGCGAAGGGCUAUGUGGCUCCGAUGAAGGAGAUCCUGCCAAAGAAGGCUGAAUGUCCCGAACCUAGCACCUCGUUGAGUUUCCUGCAGCAGCUGGGAGAUGAGAAGAUCACUCCAGAACAGGAGUUGGAGAUUUGUGAACAACUACGGCGAGCAGCGCUCUCGAGUCAGGCCGCGUUACUGGUGAAGCACCAAGCCGUGGCAAGACUGCUGGAUGCUGCCGCCAAGAUGGGCGAAGCACGUGACGGGUUGCGGAAGGCGGCUCUGCAAUGCCUUUGUUGUUUGGCAGCUGGCCGAGAGCUGGACGACGAGGAUGGCAAGGAACACUCGAUUCGUCCCAGCGCUGCUGAUGCAAGGCAACAGCUGCGAAGCGCCCUGGAGCCGACCUUCCUGAAGAAGUUGGGACAGCUUUGCAAAGACCACGCAGGAUCUUUGAGUCAGCUGGCGCACCUGCUUGGCUACUGUCAGGAGAUCGAAGACACUGAAGCCUUGGCCGUGCUCCACCGGGCCUUGGAGUCUCAAGAGGAAGUGCAGCGAGCUGGAUUGGCGGCUUUGACUGCCAUCUGCGACAAUCGACGGCGCCUCGGGGCUCAAGGUGCAGCGGUGGUGCCAAGCCAAAGCCUCCUGAAGUGUUUGGAGGCGGCGCUCCACAGCAGCCACCAGGAGUUGGUGCAAGCGCUCCUUGCGGAGGUCUUCGCACUUUUUGCUGAUGAUGAGGACCGGCCACAGAACAUGCAGGUCGAUUUGCCAGAGCUGGGUCUUCGAAUCUUGGAGCCUUUCUUGCAGUCUGAGGAACCGCUGCUUCGCUGCAAUGGUUUGGCAGGGCUCAGCUGUUUGCUUGCCGCCAAAGCCAAGGCAGCCAAAGUACUGCAACUCUCUGCAGCGCCGCUGACUGCGAUGUUGAAAGCGCUUGGAGAGCCAGGCGAAGGCCGUGCCCAGGAGCAUGCGGCCGAGGCGCUGAUUCUGGCGGCCUCCGAUGUGUCGACACGGCAGCGGUGGAUCGAGGGGGAAGGCAUCGAAGUGAUUUUGAACGCUCUCAGCGAGGAGAGGGGGAAGGAUCGGAGCUUCGUGGAUGCCAAGCUGGUGGCGGUGUUGGCAAUCAUGGCGGCCCACGAGAAGUCUGUCCGGGAUGAAGUCUUUGACCGGGUGGACUUCAUGAUGGAGCUGCGUUUCGCCAUGGAGAUGGCCAUGAAACGCACCAUGGCCGCCAACGGCCCAGAGGAGAAGCGCCAGGCAAGACGUUUGUGCUGUGCACUCCUGGAGAGCUUUGCCAUGCUUUCGAUCCAUGGAGAAUUCAAGGAGCUUCUGUCAAAGUCCAAGAAGACCUUGGUGGCGCUCCAAGAUUUGGCCAAGGAGGAGGACUUCGAGGACAAAGCCCUGAGCUUCUUCUACGCCAUGCUGAUUCACAACCUUUGUAGGUCACGCGAGGACAAGCAGAGGAUCAAGACGGGCAAUGCGAUGAUUGACGAUUUGAGUGCCGAUGACUUCAAGGCGCUGGAGGAGUUCUACGAACGCAUGCCGGCCGAAGCCAGGCCCCAACGGAACGGCGAAGUGGAUGCAGGGGACAAAGCUUUGGCACAGAAGAUGAGGGCCUGGUGCCUUCAACGAAAAGGUGACUCCGGCCCCGCGCCCGUGGUGUUGAAGCUCUGCCGCGCAGCGUCGAACGGCUCGGUGCAGAGCAAGGUCUUGGCAGCCGAGUCCCUGCGGCUGCUGUGUCAAGAUCAAAGCCACCGGAAGUUUGUGGCGGCAAGUGGCGGCUUGCGCACGCUGCUGGAGCUCGCUGAGGAACCCAAAGCCAUGGAGCCGGCGAGGCAAGCUUUGGCGCAGAUCCUCAUCAGCACCAACCCCAUGCUUCUGCAGUACCACGAGCAGCUCAAUGCAGUGAGGCCGCUCCUGCAGAUGUUCUCCUCUUCCAAUGAGCUCUACCAGUUCGAAGGUGCCAUGGCUUUCACGAAUCUCUUGACGAGUUCGGAGGAGCUUCGAACAUAUGCGCUGCAGAGUGGGGCGUGGAACCUAUGCAAAGAUUUGCUGUUCUCCGACAACGAGCAGGUGCAAUGCGCUGGCUUGGAAGUGUUGUGCAAUCUUACCUUAUCACCAGAGGUCUUGGAGCGUUUCGCUGAUGGGAAGGCAGAGGUGGAGCUGCAGCUCCUGGGUGCCUUCUGCCAGAGCGAGGACCUUCGGAGCAGCGUGGCCGCUUCGGGGGCCUUGGCGAUGCUGGCUGACUGCCCGGAGGUGGCUGAGCAGAUUGCAUCGUGCCCGCAUUGCAUCAAGGGCCUCCUACAUCUCUUGGAACAGAAGGAGCCUCCUUUGCAACAUCGGGCCAUGGUCCUUGCCACUUCUUUGGUGGAGACGGAGGCUGAAGCAAAGGAUGUGAUCCUCAAGAAGGUGAAGGAGCGGAGAAAGCUGGGCUUCAGCUCUGUGGAGGCACAAGGUCUUGCUGAAUCACUGGGAUGA